AGUUAGAUUCUUAUAGAUGUCGAUAAGCCUAUCAUCAAUUCCAGUAGACGACCCUUUUGAUGGUUCACAGCAACAGUCAACGCCGAACCCUCACAGUGCUCUCGGGGGCAAGAGUAGUUCUAUGAAGAGCAACUUACAGGCUGGAAUGACUCGUAGUGUGAUUGCUAAUGCUGGGAAAACUGUGUUGAGCGGUGCUCGCGGUGUUGGCAACUACGUCGUCCACAAUCCCAUGCGCAUCAAGAUCUUCUCGUUCGUGGGGUCUCUGGCGGUCUUGGCGAUCUCGAUAGUCUCGUUCCUCAAUGUCUUCAAUAUUGCAUCACCAGCUCUAUAUGUUAUUAAUGUGUAUAUGAUGAUAUUUGCCUUUGUGCUGGCCGUGGCUGAGUCCAACACCUCGUGGCCUGGCGUGAAAAAGUUGCAGAAUAUCAUAUUUGAACAAUUUGGAUUUUUGAAGAACAAUUUGGGUCGUGGAAUAUUCCUGAUUUUCAUGGGAAUGUUGUGGAUUUCCUCAUGGACGUUUUGGUUAGGAUUCGUUGGCCUGUAUCUCUGCUGUGUCGGAGUCGGGUACAUUGUCAUUCACUUCUUACACCAUGCCAGCGAGGAGAGUUCGCAGCAUGUGACCUUCGAUAUGGAGGACUCCCCAACUGUUAGAGUUUGAUAACGACAUUCAACAACAACAGCAGUUCGCAGCGAAAUUCUCGCUCGGUUCAACUCAGCACAA
Messenger RNA from Perkinsus marinus ATCC 50983, 718 nucleotides. RefSeq lists its product as hypothetical. NCBI's taxonomy places the organism in Eukaryota, Perkinsozoa, Perkinsida, Perkinsidae. The record is from RefSeq and is a predicted model, not a curated record. The transcript is spliced from 8 exons. The coding region runs from base 17 to 655 and encodes 212 amino acids.